Acinonyx jubatus (cheetah) is the source of this 818-nucleotide messenger RNA. RefSeq names its product migration and invasion-inhibitory protein-like. Lineage: Eukaryota; Metazoa; Chordata; Mammalia; Carnivora; Felidae. Gene Ontology annotation, biological process: negative regulation of G2/M transition of mitotic cell cycle; negative regulation of cell migration. The record is from RefSeq and is a predicted model, not a curated record.
AUGGUGGUACAGACUACGGUAGCGGUGCUGGACAUGGGGCAUAGAGAUGUCCCUACCUAUGGGUCAACAUUAGUCAGUCAGGAAGAUAAGGGGUCCCUCAGCCUCCAGGAGAGCAGCAGGGUGGACCAAGACCACGAAUGCGUGUACUGUUACCGCGUCAACCGGCGCCUGUUUCUGGUGCCUUCGGAUCCUGUCCCCUGCCGCCUGUGCAGGACACCUCGGGACCAGUGGGGCCCCGAGACCCUGGUGGAGCCCACGCAGGUCAGGGUGAGCAUCCCGCUGUCUGUCCUGGACCCUCCGCACCGGCACCGCCUCCACCGACGGAAGAGCUUGGACGCUUCUGACAUGCUGCCCCUGCCCCGGCACUGCCUGAUGGGCUGGGACAUUCUCCCUCUGAAGCCCGAGAAAAGCUCAGCCCCCAAGAGCCUGGACCUUUGGUCCUGUGUCUCCUCCGAGGCCCAGCACCGGAAGCUGUCAGCUGCCCGCCUGGCUCAGCCAACACGAGUCCCACCCUCCACCCCAUUCCGGUCACAACUCCAGCCUCGCGCGCCCUGGCCGAAGCCCUGAGGACUGGCCACCCGGAGGAGGGCAGAGCCCCUGCCAUCCCCCCUAACCCCUCUCCUCUGGCAGGGCACCCACCAGAGGGGAGCCCUGCCUGGCUUCAGCUGGAGGUGAACGUAGUCCCCACCCUCUUGGGUUGGGCAGGUGGAUGGGCUCAGGCCCUUCUCCUUCCUGGAGACAGAGGUGGGGACUCCAGGGUUGGGGGGUGCGGGUGAAAGAGGAUGGGGUGACAUGUUUGUAAAUAAAGCUCAGUGCCC